This is a messenger RNA of Boeremia exigua, 1316 nucleotides long. Its product is annotated as nuclear pore complex assembly-domain-containing protein. The transcript has 2 exons. NCBI's taxonomy places the organism in Eukaryota, Fungi, Ascomycota, Dothideomycetes, Pleosporales, Didymellaceae. The coding region runs from base 131 to 1138 and encodes 335 amino acids. The record is from RefSeq and is a predicted model, not a curated record.
CGUUGUCUGGCGACGUCAAGGUGCAUUUCGCGCUAGUGAAUCGUUAAUCGCGAGAAACACCGCGUCAACAUUCGCAUUGCACGCGACGAGCUACCCCACACCUCCAACCUCGCCCCUGCAAUUGAUCGCAAUGCUUGACGUCGAAGACUUUGACGCCGUGUUUCAAGGCCUGAGCUACACAGACGGCCUGGUACAGAAAAUCCAAGAGUACCAACAUGCGCUCGGUGGACAGACAUUCUUCGAGCGCCUGCUCGAGCUGCUCAAGAUCAAGGGGCGCAAAGCCUACCCUCCCAAGACACCGCAGCAGCUCCACGACCUGCACCAGCGCAUCGUCUCCUCCGAGACCACGCUCCACAACAAGCACUGCCUGAUCUUCUACCUCCUCAAAGACCUCUCACCCCAGCACCACGAAGACGACGAGCUCGCCACCGCCUUCGCGCGCGACGUGCACCUCGAAAAGCGCUUCUGGACCUUCAUCGAAGGCCUGUGGGCGCUGGACCACCUCGAAUUCGCCAUCGCAGUCGGCAACCUGACGCACCCGAGCAUCAUCCCCACGUUCCCGGACGAAAUCAUCUUCACGCUGCUGACGUGCCGCGAGAAGCUCGGCCGCCUGAACGUGCAGCACGGCGAGCAGGACGACGUGCUGCCGCUCGCGUACUACAACUGCGUCACGCCGCCGCUCGAGGACCAGCGGGUGCGCUACGAGUUUGCGCGCUACCUCGCACGCCGCAAUGUCACCGAGACGUAUGCCUGGAUCCACACGCGCCCGCUCCACGAGCAGCAGCCGCUGCUGGAGAUUCUGAUUGAGCAGACGCUGGAGAAGAGCGUGUGGAACAGCGGGGUGGGCGAGGAGGUGUACACGCGCGAGGAGAAGGCGAUGGAGUUGGUGAGCUUGCCGUUCAGUGCGGAGGAGGAGGAUGCGGUCGAGAAGUUCUUGACGACGGGGGGUGGGAGGACGUUUCGCAAUGCCGAGGAUACGGUUAUGAUGCGCAGGAUUGCUAUGGGCAGGCUGGUGGAUGUGGCGGACGAUCAGAGUACGAGGGGGCAGAGGAUGGAGGGUGUGGACUGGGAUGCGCUGAAGGGGGGCGUUAAGAGAGGGCUUGGGCCGAGGCGCGACGAGGAUGGGUUUGCGUUUUGAGGGUGCGUUGGCUGUAUGAGGAAGAUGUUUUGCAUAGCGAUGGCGUUGGGUCAGUUGAUACCUCACGGAUCUUGACGUAGUCAAUACAGGUUUGUGUCAUUCGUCUUGUUGCUCGAUCGUCCGCACUGCACUCUUUUACCUGGUUCACUCACGCAUUUGGUUCACAUAUACAUUCACA